Messenger RNA from Trichoderma reesei QM6a, 651 nucleotides. RefSeq lists its product as uncharacterized. The coding region runs from base 1 to 651 and encodes 216 amino acids. The transcript has 2 exons. NCBI's taxonomy places the organism in Eukaryota, Fungi, Ascomycota, Sordariomycetes, Hypocreales, Hypocreaceae. The record is from RefSeq and is a predicted model, not a curated record.
AUGUUAUCCGGCUCACCCACAAAAUACGCCGUCGCCCUCUUCUCAGGCUUCCAAGCCCUCGACGUCUUCGGCCCCCUAGACGCCCUCAACAUCCUCUCCGCCUCCACCCCCCUAGGCCUCUACAUCCUCUCCACAACACUAUCCCCCGUAUCGACGAUCCCCGUCAAGGACCCUAUCCCCGGCUUCAUCGGCCAGUCCGUCGUCCCGACACACACGUACCAAGACGCCCCAAGCGACAUUGAAGUCCUCCUCGUGCCAGGGGGUCAAGGCACACGCGAUCCCGAGCUCACGCAGCCCGUCGUGGACUUUAUCGCAUCGUCGUUUCCGAAGCUUCGGUAUCUUCUUACUGUGUGUACGGGAAGUGCGGUUGCGGCAAGAGCUGGCGUUUUGGAUGGCAGAAAUGCGACGUCGAACAAGCUCGCCUUUGACUGGGUCAUGUCGAAUGGUCCGAAUGUCAAUUGGAUUCGUCACGCGCGAUGGGUACAGGAUGGCAACAUCUGGACCUCGUCGGGAGUAUCGGCCGGCAUUGACAUGAUAUAUGCCUUCAUUGCUGAUCAAUAUGGCCAAGAGCUUGCUGACAGUAUUGCAACAAUAUCAGAGUAUUCGAGAAGCACUGAUCCUACGAAUGACCCGUUCAGCGGGCCGGCAUGA